Molecule: messenger RNA, 1303 nt
Organism: Silurus meridionalis
Lineage: Eukaryota; Metazoa; Chordata; Actinopteri; Siluriformes; Siluridae
Product: galectin-6-like
Exons: 10
Coding region: 85-1227 (380 amino acids)
Molecular function (GO): carbohydrate binding
Source: RefSeq, a predicted model, not a curated record
AGAAGAUCAUACACACUUGGGAAGCAACCCAGACUUACUGAUGUAGGAAGUUCUUUCACAAGCCUGUUACCAGUUCCAUCAGAAAUGUCAUACCCAGUCAUCCAGCCUGUUCUUCCUUACGUAAGCACGAUCAAAGGAGGAAUAAAACCAGAUAUGGCUGUGAUAGUGCAAGGCACUCUUCCUGCACAUGCCCAAAGCUUUGAAAUUAAUUUUAAAACUGGGCCUGGUGAUAAUGAUGAUGUCGCUUAUCACUUCAACCCUCGCAUUGGUAAAUAUGUCUACAUGAACAGCUACGUAAGAAAGGGCUGGGAGGAGGAGGAAUGUGUCUCUGACAAACCCUUUAUCAAGGGAGCAGCUUUCCAAAUUUUGAUCAUCAUCAAAACGGAAGGCUAUGAGGUCUACAUUAAUGGCAUUAAACACUGCAUGUUCAACCACCGCAUUCCUCUAAACAAAGUGUCAACAUUUGCCAUUUCUGGAGAUGUUUCCAUCCCCAUCUUUGGUUUUAUUGAUAACUGGAACACACUGAAUUUGAGCCAAUCAAAUACCAAAGUCAUGGGAAGUUUAAUUUCAAGGCCGUUAUCACUACCAGCAGCAGUGACAAAUCCACUCAUCCAACCUGGACUUUCCUAUAUGAGUAAAAUCAAAUGUGGACUAAGGACAGGUAUGGCUGUGUUCUUCCAAGGCACCAUUCCUACUAAUUGCAAAGGCUUUGAAAUAAAUUUCAAAACAGGGGAAUCUGACAGCGAUGACAUCGCUUUCCACUUCAACCCACGCAUUGGUCAAUAUGUCUACCUGAACAGCUUCAGAGAUGGCAGCUGGGAAAAGGAGGAAUGUGUCUCUGACAAAUCAUUCAACAAAGGAGCAGGCUUCUACAUGUUUUUUGUCAUCAAUUCAGACAAUUAUGAGGUGUAUGUGAAUGGCCUGAGACUCUGUACAUUCAAGCACCGCAUUCCUGUGGAGAAAGUAUCAACACUUGGCAUUCGUGGUGAUGCCUUCAAACCCAUCUAUGGUUUUAUUGAUAACUGGAGCAGUUUGUAUCUAUGCAUGGACCAAUCAAGAAUCACAGGCAUGGGGACCACAUUCUCAAGCCUGUUGGCAGACCCUUCAGAUCUUUCACAUCUAGUCAUUCAGCCUACACUUCCCUAUUUUGCAAAAAUACCGGGAGGAUUACGAACAGACAUGGCACUCUACUUUCAAGGGGUUGUUUCUGCACAUGCCGUAAUGUAGGGUCUAAUUUUAAUUACAUUGCAUUUCGAAAUACUCCAAUGGAGGUUUUGACUUAUAUUUUGCAUGAUUUUCUUCA